Molecule: messenger RNA, 1278 nt
Organism: Prorocentrum cordatum
Lineage: Eukaryota; Dinophyceae; Prorocentrales; Prorocentraceae
Source: the annotation of a GenBank genome assembly
GAACCAUUCAAGAGAGUCCCGACGCUCGUCGCGUGGAAAACGGACAGCGUGGGAAUGUGCACCUAGUUUUUCUCCCACAGUUCGUUUGGCCGCUCUGGUUCAGGAUCCUCCACACACUAACAUACAUCUUCAUCGAGUUUCUGCGCCUGUCCGCAAAAUCAUGGCGCGCACAGCAGUUUGCUUCGCUUCCCUGCUUGCCGGCGGCGCGAUCGCCCAGCAGGACGGCACUUUUCUUCUGCAGUCCAGCCGCCUCCUCUGUGAGCGAAGGGAUGCUCGUGGUCGAUGGCGAGGAACACUUCAGCUUCGUGGAGGGCUCCUUUGGUCCUCUGCCGGAGAGCGCCCCCACGUGGUGCAAGAACGAGACCCAGCUGACCUGGGCGCAGAGGAAGGAGCGCAUGCAGCAGCACCAGACCCUCGAGUGGACCAAGAAGAUGGUGAAGCAGAUGCGCGAGCAGAACGAGACGGUCCCCGCGUGGAUGGACAAGAUGGUGACCGACGACGAGAACAGGGGCAAGACUAGGUGGGCGGUCCAGGAGUCGAGGCGUUUGAGAUCCGAGGGCAAGGAAGUUCCCAAGUGGAUGGACGAGCUCGUGCAGGAAGACGCCAAGUGGGCCAACCGCUGGGCAGCGUGCAAGGCCGCGGAGCUGAAGGAGGCGAAUCAGGAAGUGCCCCAAUGGAUGAUCGAGAACGGCAGGAAGGGCACGAUGGAAGCCGCAGCCGAGAGGGCGGCCGAGCUCCAGGAGGAGAUCGACGAGAUGGAGGAGGAGAAAGACAAGGAGGUGGCAGUUGUGGACGCUCAGGGCGACAUCCAGGCUGCCGAGCAGAGGAUGUUGGCCAAGAAGAGGGGCUUCGCCGCGAAGACCGUGAGCUCGCAGUUCCAUGUGCUCGAGGCAGCCUUGGAGGAGCUCGAGUCGGCCGAGGGUGAGAUGCGUAAUGACGGCAUGUCCCAGGCCUCAAGCCACAGGUUCAAGCAGGCCCUGCACAAGGCGAGGACCGCGUCCGAGAUGCUCAACAGGCUUUUGGAGCGGAAGGGGAGCAUGCUGAUGACCCAGAUGUCCGCGGCGCAAUGAGUGUGGCGAGACGGGCGGUGAUCUGCGGCUCGGGAGUUUUGCGCUGGAGAAGAGGUGGGAGAGAGAACGGGUGAGCAGGGGCCCUGCUGUGCAGCUGGAAAGUGCCCUCCUCCCCACGCAGCGGUGCCGCCCCGUGCAGUGACUCAUGCCCACAUCUCUGCCUCCGCCCCUGGCCUUCCCAUUCCCAUGAGAUCCGAUGCUGCGAAAC